Cyanistes caeruleus (blue tit) is the source of this 1062-nucleotide messenger RNA. The record is from RefSeq and is a predicted model, not a curated record. Lineage: Eukaryota; Metazoa; Chordata; Aves; Passeriformes; Paridae.
CCCAAGGGACCUAGUUGUCAAAAUUGUAAUUUCAUUGAUAACAACCGGAGAGGCGGCGGCGGAGCUCGGAGGCGGCCCCAGCCAUCGCAGGAUUUUUCAUUCCUAAGCUGUGGCCAGAUGGAGGGGGAGGAAAAGCCCUGGAGAUCCUGCAUGAGGAGGGGCUGCAAACCCAGCCCAGGGAGCUGCAAGGAGGAAAGAUCCCCCCUGUACCAGGAAGGUGGCUGGAGAUCCUACCGGAGCUCAGAGCUGGGGGAGAGAGCUCACGGCGGGGAGAAGCCCCACAAAUGCUUGGAAUGUGGGAAGAGCUUCAGAAAGAGCUCCUACCUGAUCCGGCACCAGGUGAUUCACACUGGGGAAAAGCCCUACGAAUGUGGGGAAUGUGGGAAGAGCUUCAGAGUCAUCUCUGGCCUCAUGCAGCACCAAGUGACCCACACUGGGGAAAAGCCCUAUGAGUGUGGGGAAUGUGGGAUGAGCUUCAGCCAGAACUCAAAUCUGAUCCGGCACCAGAGGAUCCACACGGGGGAAAAGCCCUACGAGUGUGGGGAAUGUGGGAAGAGCUUUGGGUGGAGCUCUGACCUGAGAAAACACCAGCUCAUCCACACUGGGGAGAGGCCCUAUGAGUGUCCUGAGUGUGGGAAGAGGUUUCAGCGCAGCUCCACUCUCAUCAGACAUGAGCGGAUUCACACAGACGAGAGGCCCUUCCGCUGCCCCGACUGUGGGAAGGGCUUCAACCGCAACUCCACCCUCACUGUCCACCGGCGCAUCCACACUGGGGAGAGGCCCUAUGAGUGUCCCCAGUGUGGGAAGAGCUUCUCACACAGCUCUAACUUGACCCAACACCAACGUAGGCACCAGUAAGGGAAUCCCUGUGAGUGCCCCGAGUGUGAGAAGAGCUUCGUGCGCUGCUCCAGCUCCAUCCCCCAUGGGAGGAUGGGCGUUGGAUGAUCCCCAGUGACCCCCAUUGGGCAGAGCCCUGGUGAUCCGUGGUCCUGGUGAUUCAUGUUGGGAAGACACCUGGCGGGGAGGCUCCACAUCUUCCUGGCUCUCUGUGGGCACCUGGAU